AUGAAUAGCCUGAAAAGUAUUUUUCGACCCAUCAAGCCCACCAAUAUCAAUAUUUCAUUUAAACCAGAUGAACUCAUAUCCAAUAGUCAAAAAGUUGAAUAUUAAUUAUUAUUUUUAUAAAAUAUAUUCCUGUACAACAUUAAUAUAAACUAUUAAUUUCAGUUGAUGCUAGAACUUGGUCUUAUCAGACAAAGUGCCAAUGGACUAUACCAUAUAUUACCAUUUGCACAACGGUCUAUAGAUAAAUUGAUUUCAAUUAUAAAUAAAAAUAUGAUGGAAAUUGGAGCACAAAAGAUUACUAUGCCGAUAUUGAUACAGAGUAAAUUGUGGAAAACAACAAGUAAAUAUUAUAUUAGUAUAAUUAUUUAAAAACUGCAAAGAUACCUCCUCCAAUGUUAGUUUAGGAGGUGUUAAACUAUACUUAUACCAAUUAAUACAAAUAAAGCAAAUUAAACAAUAACAAUUUCAAUUUAAAAAUACUGGGUAUUAUUAAUAAACUCACUAAACAAAAUAUAUUUUAAUCUGUGUUUUAUUAAUGUAAAGAAAUUACUGAGUUUGAGCAUGUAUAUUUACGUUUUAUUUAAUAAAAAACUAAGAUUUGGCUUAGAAAUAAGUAUUAUUUUCCAUAAUCUAUAUAUAGGUAUAUAUACAUUUUAUAUAUACAAUUUCCAUGUCGCGUGUAUAUGGUCACACUUCUCCGAAACGGCUUGACCGAUUUUCAUGAAAUUUUUUGUGUAUGUUUCGUUAGUCUGAGAAUAGGCCGUAAAAUAUUUUUCACCCUUCUACCACAAUCCAUUAAUUUUCAAUAUUUAUUUCAAUAAUAAUUUUAAUAUUUUUGCUUAUAUAUGUACAUGUACACAAACAACACCAAAUAAUUUAGCUUAUAAUUUAAUAAAUACAAUUUUUUUGUUGAUUUGUGUUACCCCGGUUAAGCGUAGCAAGGGAGCUAUUGGUUUUACUAAGAUGUUUAUUUUUUUUUAUUAUUUCUUCUAGUUUAUGGACAUGUUCUUUCCUAGUAAAGUUAAUCCAAUUUUUACGUGUAGCAACUUUUCUAAAAAUUCUAGUUGUCAAGAUGGUAUUUUAAAGUGAUCAUUUUUUGAUUUUCGACGCCUUUUUUUAAAUAAAAGCACAAAUGGGAAAAAAUGUAGGAAAACAUACAGUUUCAUUAUUUUAUAAAAACACAAACGACAUUUUCUACAAGAAAAAAUGAUUCUACAAGAUCAAAAAAUUACAAGAUACCUUUUUUAUUGCCUUUUUAAUUAACUUUCUUACAGUAUCAUCAUCAAAACUUUUGACCCACUUUUGAGAUUUUAAGGAAUUUUAAUUUUUGUAAGUUUUUUGCUGUAAAUUAGUUAUAAAUACACGUAGAGACUUGAAACUUGGUAAAAUUUACAAAAUCAUCAGGACAAAUUUUUUUUUUUUAAUAAACGUUUUUAAAUCAAAUUUAAACGAAAAUUGCAAAAAAAAUUUAUUACCGAAUUACGCUCAGAAUGGUCUUUCGUCCAGUAAUGGUUUAUCAUUACUAACAGGUAUAAAUGAAAUAACCUUAUGUAUCCUACCUUCCCUCCUAACUUCUCACCUACAACAGUAACCGUUCUCAUCCCCAGUAUCAGUUUUUUUUUUUUAAAUAAUAAAAUAUAAUUACAGAUACAAUUUCAAAAGAAUUAUACAGUAGUAAUCUAGGAUAUUUUGUUUAUGUGUUGAAACCUUAAUAAAUUUAAAAAACAAAUUAAUUAAAUUCUGUAUAAUAAAAAAUUAGCAUGGUGUAAUAGGUAUAGAAGGUUGAGGUCAUAGAAUAUAAAAAUAUUGCUAGAUUGUAUUACGACCAACAACUGUAACUAACUACUAAUAACUAUAUGAAAAAAUGCACACAGCAAGGAUGUUAGGUGUUUUAAACUUUUGUUAAAAAUGUAAAACCAAAUUCUCAUAUAUUUUAAAAACCUAAAUUUUAUUUUACAGAAAAUAUUGUUUUUUGGAACCAAUUUACUGACCCAAGCUCAUUUUACAAUUUUUUUUUUUUUCAAAAUGUGUGUUUUUGUCUGUACAUUAAGAAUCUAAAAAAAAAGGUCAUACAAAUUUUAUUUGGAAGUUAUGGGGGAAAAUUUUUUAAUGUUCGGAUUUUCCGUUUCACGUAUUUCUUUGUUAGAAUUUGACGUUUUCAAAUUUUUUUUUUCCAAUGCUUAAUUCAUUGAUAUAAUCAAAACUUACCUUUCAUAUUUACUUUUCGAAAAUAACCCUCAAUUUGUUGUGCAAAACCAUUUUGGGUAAGUAACAAGGUAAACUGAAGAAGCAUUAUGUAGGUUUAUGUCAAAUAACUAUAAAAGUAAGUAUGAUUGGUAAGUUUUAAUUAUAUCAAUGGUUUAACCAUUAAAAAACACGCAUUUUGGAAAAAAAAUAAUGUUUUGUAAUAUAUGAAAAGGAAAACUUGAACUUCAUAAAUUUUUUCCCCCAUAAUUUCCAAACAAAGUUUGCCAGACUUUUAGUUUCCUAAUGUAUAGUAAAAAAAAAAUUUUAAAAAUGAGGUUGGGUUGUAAACUAGAUUUAUACCAGUUGUUAACUAGAUUUAAAAUUUGUAUUUUUGUGCCAUAAUUAACAAGUUUAAUUAGUUUUCUGUAUGAUAAUAUUAUUAUAAAAUAUGUAAUGUAUACAUUUAAAUUGGUUUUAUUUGAUAUUAUUAAAGGGUAAAGAUGUAAAGUUUGUGUAAAUAAUAUUUUAAUUCUAUUUCUCCAAAUAGGAAAUUAAUAAUUAGUAAUCAUUCUACAAUAGUAACAUUUGUUUAUUUUUAUUUUUUAGAUCGAUUGAGUAAAAAUUUAGAAGAUUUGUAUAUUUUAAAGGACCGAAAAUCUAAAGAAUUCCUGUUAAGUCCGGUAAUAAGUGUUUAAUAAGCUAUAUAUUUAUUAUAUUAUAAUAUAUAUUUAUACAGACUCAUGAAGAAGUCGUUACAAAUUUAUUUAGUUCAGAUCCUACUACAUACAGACAACUGCCUUUAAUGUUAUAUCAAAUUGGUACAAAAUUUAGAGAUGAAAUAAGGCCCAAGUUAGGAAUCAUCAGAUCCAAAGAGUUCCUUAUGAAGGAUUUAUAUUCAUUCGAUAGAGAUCAGGAAAGUGCUAUUAUUUCAUACAACAAAGUUUGUCAAGCCUACGAAAAGAUAUUUGAUCAUAUUGGAGUCAAAUAUAUUAAAGGUAGACAUUGUUAUAAAAAAAACCUGGGUAAAUUAUAAAUGUGGGAAUUUGGUUUCAGUUGAUGGGUCAUCAGGAAUGAUGGGUGGCAGUCAAUCACACGAAUUUCAUUAUCCAGCUGAAGUUGGAGACGAUACAUUAUUUCAGUGUAAAAACUGUGGAUUUGGAAUCAAUAAGGAAAUCUCACCAGAGUUGGUAAAAUGUCCCAAAUGCUCUAGUGUUGAUAUUAAGUGUACAAAGGCUAUCGAGGUUGGUCAUACAUUCCUUCUCGGUACAUUUUAUUCGGAAGCUAUGUGUGCCAAAUAUUCAGAUUUAGAUGGCACAUUAAAACCUCCAUACAUGGGCAGUUAUGGCUUGGGUGUUUCUAGAAUAAUUGGGGCAUCUGUGGAAUGUUUAAGUACACAAAACAUUAUCCAGUGGCCGAGGUCAUUGUCUCCAUUUACCGUUUGUAUUAUACCAGCUAAAGAAGGAAGUAUUGAGGAAAAUGUUUCACAAAAUAAUUUAUCUGGCCUUUACAAUAAUUUGAUUGAAAUAUUUGGAGAUGAUAUUAUUGUUGAUGAUCGAACCCAUAUGACAAUUGGGAAAAGAUUUAUUGAAGCAAAAAAAUUAGGAUUUCCUUUUGUUGUUGUGAUGGGAAAGAAAAUUAAUGAGAACCCAUCAUUGUAUGAGUUGUAUGAUUCUAGUUCUAAGAAAUCUGACUAUUACGAACUAAACAAUUUAAUUAAUUUUUUAAAAAAACAAUGUUUAGAACAAAUCUGAAUAUAACUUUGUAUUUAAAAGA
Molecule: messenger RNA, 3960 nt
Organism: Cinara cedri
Lineage: Eukaryota; Metazoa; Arthropoda; Insecta; Hemiptera; Aphididae
Source: the annotation of a GenBank genome assembly